AUGAAAAAAGUAGAGUCGAUCAAAUAUAUUGAUAGAAACAUCAUCAAUAAAGAAGUAACUUAGAAUUCUGGUACUCAUGUCUUAAAUGAUAAGUUUUUAUUUAUUUUAAAUAUAUUAGAAAACAUUCUAAUGCAUCUGAAACUCCGGAAAGAGCAAAACAUUAGAGCGUUGACAGAAUUUAGAAAAAGCGCCAGAGUUCUGUUGAUCAAUUUAAUAGAAUCCAAUUUCAUGAGUAUAAUAAUUGAUUUAUUUUAUAGGGAAACCUUCCCAUAAAACAGCAACUAUGAAAGAAAUUAAGAUAAUUCAAAAAUGUCUGAAUAUUCACUAUAAAGUAUUGAAAGAGAAGAUAUGAUUGAAGAUAGAGUUUAUAGACAUACUCUUCAUAAAUCAAUUCAUGUCUAUAACAAAUUUAUCUCUUCUGCCUCACAUUAACUGAAUAUGCAACAAAAAUCAGAACCAGACCCUGAAAAACCAGGAAUUGCUAUGAAUCUCUUAAAUGCAUUUAAUUAGCAUUAAGAAAUAUAACCUGAAUAUUUUAAUGAUAUUGAAUAUGAUAAAAUUAUACGUCGACAUAAAAAAUUAAUAGAAAGAAAUACAAUGAAAGAUCCUUAUUAUGUUAGAUUAGUGAAAUUAUCAGAAUUUUAAAGAUUAAAUUAUGAAUUGCAAGUAAAAUUUUGUAUUUAUAUAGAAAUAUGAUGAUAAUUUGGCUUUAUUAAAGUUAAGAAAAUACUUUAUUUAUGUGAUAUAUAGCAUUCCUAUAAUGGCAAGAAAAAUAGUAAAUAAUUUUAUAUUUAAAAUAUUGAUGACAUUUCUAAUCUUAUUUAAUGUUGUAUUGUAUAUUGUAGUAAAAACAAACGGAAGAACAGAUACUGAUCAUAUUGAAGAAGUAGUUAUGAUAUUAUUUAUUUCUGAAAUUGGAUUAAGAAUUAUAGCCAGUGGAGUGUUUUUUAAUGAUUAUGCUUUUUUUAGAAAUAUGGAAAAUAUUUAUGAUUUUGUACUCAUAUUUUUCACUGCUAUGAAUCUUUAUUAUCCUGAAAUAAUUAUUAUUGAUAUAUCUCCUCUAAGAUUAGUAACAUUAUUAAUGUAUUUGACAAAUAUAUUUCAGGGAUUGAAUGUAAUGAUGACUGCUUUAAAAUAAUCAUUCAAAUUUUUAAUUGAAGCAUUAAUGAUAGUGAUAUUAUUCUCAUUGAUCUUUGCAUCAAUGGGUAUAUUUCUAUUUCAAGGUUUAUUUAAUUAUAGAUGUCAAUAUGAAAAUGGUGAUGAAACAGAUGGUUGGAUAUAAUGUAAUUAAGAUUAAUGUCCAUCUGAUAUGCAUUGUAUGUAUAGUGAUUAUACACCUAAAAUGCCAACAUCUUUUAAUAAUUUAAUAGGUUCUUUAGGUUAAAUUUUAAGAACAAUUACUAUGGAUGAUUGGAGUUGGGUUAUGUUUUUUACAAUGAGAAUAUUUCAUCCAUGGAUUUGGUUAUAUUAUUUAUUAAUUAUUUUUAUUGGAGGUUUCUUUGGAUUUAAUAUAGUUAUUGCAGUGUUGAAAGUUCAUUAUUCAGAGGCAACAGAAGAAAAUAAGAAAAGAGAAGAAGAAAAAGAAAUAUAAAAAAGAUUGAAAGAAGAAUAAGAAUAUCCAGAAAGGAAUUUAUUAGAAAUACUAGAUGUUGCACAUUUAAGAGAAAUUGGAAUCUAUAAAGUAAUCAAAAAAUACAGAACUAAUUUAAAUGAAGCAUCAUUUAAAAAAUAUGCUAUUGAAGAUCCUACUAAUUUUAAGAAAUCAUAUCAAACUACAAGAACAUUAUCAGCUAAAUAAAAAUAAAUGGAAAGUGGAAUCAUUAAAUUACCAUUUAUUGAAUAUGUUACAAGUUUUACAUGGAAAAGAUUUUUAUUACCAAAAUUUGAUAUUUUAGAUGCUUUAAUCAAAAAAAUAAAAAUAAAAAAUUAUACUGAAGAUGAAUUCAAUAUGAAAGUCAUAGAAAAAUUGAAAACCAUUAAAUUUUCCAGAUUAUAACCCUAAGUCAAUAUGGAUGUUAAGUAAAAUUAUACUUCAUCAAAUGAUGUUUUACUUAAGUUGAUGUAAUUCUAAUUCUAUUUAUAUUUAGUGAUCUAUAAGAUUAAAUUUAAAAAGAAAAGAACUUCAAUCUAGAAAAAAUAAGAUCCACUAAAUUCUAAAUGAUUUAUCAUGAAAUGAAAAUAGAAAAAGAAAAAUUAUAUGGCAAAACUUAAUUUGCAAAGUCAAGUUUCCCUACAAAAAGCAAAGCAUAAUCUCCAUUUAUGAGCAUAUACUAAAAGAAAGUUGAGUAGAGCACAGAUUCUAUUGUUAAUUUUGAGUAAACAAAUGUUAAAACUUUUAAUAAUAUGAAAGCAUCUUAAAUUUUAGAAACUAAAUAUAAAAAUUUCUCAAUUUUUAGAAACGGAUAACCAUAUAUAUAUGUUUAAGGAUAUUAUACAAAUUUUGAAGGAGUCAGUGAAAAAAUUAAUCAAAAAAUCCCAUUAAUUAUUCAUGAUUAAGUCUCCAAUAAAUUCAAAUAUUAAGGUAUGAGAAUGAAAGAAUAUUAAAAUCAUAAAACUAUUACAAAACAUAAUUGGUCAGGAAAAGAUGUACUUGAAAUUAAUAAAAGAAGAUUAAAGUAUUUUCAUGUAAUUUUAUUAAUGCUUAAUAAAAUUGAUAUUAUUAUUUGGAUUAAAGGAGUAAGAGGACUUUACAUAAUGUCAUAAAAAUAUGCAUAUUUAAUUGUGACUAGUAGAUUUAGUCAAUUCUUUUUUGAUUUAGUAAUUCUUAACAAUUUUACAUUUUUAUCUCUAUAAGGAAUUGUGGAUAUUAAUAUCAUAUCAACAGUUGAAGAUAUUUCUACUAUAUUUUUAUGUUUUGAAUUGAUGAUGAGAUUUAUGGGUUUUAAAUUCAAAGAUCUUUUAAGAUCUCCUGAUUUAAUUUUAUAAUCUAUUAUUGUAAUCAUAAACUUUUUUGAAUUAACAAUUAGUGAUUAUAUGACAACCUAUUUGAAUGAAUAAAAUUUAAGAUUAAUAAGAGGAACUAAAUGUUUACUGUUUUAUAGAUGCCUUAAAUACAAUAAAAUGGCUAUUACAAUUGGUCAUAUUGCUUCUAUGACUUUCGAUUAAUAUAUUUAUUUAGCUUUUCUUAUGUUUUUAGUAAUAUUUAUGUAUGCUUUAACAGGUAUGGAAAUGUUUGUAGGAAAAUUUGAUUAAAAUGAUUCACUUGGAUAAUUACAUUCCUAUGAAAAUAUUUUUAAAUCAUUUAUGACUAUCUUCAAUAUUAUGACAAAUGAUGAUUGGUAUGGAGUUUAUGUAAUUGGAAGUGAUAUUAAUUUUACUUUUUCUAUCAUUUAUUCUUUUUCUUUGGUACUCAUUUUAAAUUAUCUAACUUAUGGUUUAGUUAUGGCUGUCUUAUUAGACGGAUUUGGAAAGUAUUUAAAUUAACCAGUUGAGGAAAUUCAGAACGAAAUUCAGAAGAACAUUAAUGAAUAAUUAUAACAUAUUACCUAGAAUUCAGAUGAAAUACAAAUGCAAUUAGUUGAAACUAAUUAAGAACCAAUAAUUUCUAAUAAAAAUAUAUCAAAUGAUGAGAUCAAUAAAUCUAAACCUAAUUUAAUCUAUAAUCUAAUUAAGUCAAUAAGUAAAUAUUAAAUGAUAUACAAUAUUAGAAUAAAUUAAUAGAAAACUGUUAUCAAGAACACCCAAAUUAUAUGAGGGGAUAGAUUGUGAAUCAUCAUUGUUUUUGUUUGAGAAAGACAAUUUAUUUCGUAUUGCAUUGACUCAUCUUACAUCAUCAAUGAUAUAUAUCUAUAUAAUGGAUAUAGUUACUUAUCUAUCUAUCAUUGCUUUCAUCCUUAAAACUUAUAAUGAUUAUGAAACAGAUAGUGAAACAUAUCCAGAUACACUUUAAUUCUCUUGCAAUAUAAUUCAAUUGGCUGAUACAAUAUUUAAUAUUAUUGCAAAAGGAUUGUUUAUGGAUCAAGGAUCCUAUUUGGUAUCCACAUUCUAGGUUUUCGAUUUUAUAUAUUAAGUUUCGAAUAUCAUAGCUUUUGAAAGUAAUCCUGACGAUUUUAAACCUAUCCUAAAAAUUCUACUUUAUUUAGGUUACUUUAGACCAAUGAAAUUAAUGUAUAGAUUGAGUUGGCUUACAAAUUUAAGAGAAGCCAUUGGUAGAUCAUUAUUUGAUAUAUUCAAUGUCAUAAUUACUUUAUUAUCAGUUUGGAUAAUGUUCGGAGUAUAUGGUAUUAUACUUUAUGAAUAAUAAUUUGGUUAUUGCGAAGAUAAGAUGGCUUUUGAAGUUAAUAAAGAGACAUGUCUAAGUGAAGGUAAAAUAUGGGUUAAUUAUAAACAUAAUUUUGAUAAUAUUACAAUAGCCAUUCCUACAUUAUUUGUGACAGCCACUUUAGAUGGUUGGGGAGAAAUAUAUUAAAUUGCUGAAAAUAGUUAAGAGGCUUCAAUAGGACCAUAAGGAUUUAAUUCCUAUGUAGUCACUUACAUAUUUUUCUUACUUUUUGUUUUCAUUGGAUCAAUGUUUUUCUUAAGUCUUUUUACAGGAGUACUAUAUACAAAUUUAAAGAAAAAUCAAAAAGAAAUUGAAAAUACAGAAGUUACUUAAUCACAAAAAGAAUUUAAAGAAAUUUCAUAAAUGUUGAUAAAUGAUUUCCCUUAAUUCUCAACUCCACCAACAAAUGGAAUAAGAAAGAUAUCUUCUGAUAUUACAAGCAGUGUUACAAUUUAAAAAUGUUUAUUUCUACUUUUAUGGGUAGAUUUCAUUAUCUUAUUGAUGUUUACAUCAGAUAUGAGUGAUGAAUACUUUAGAGCUAUUAAUGAUGUUCAUAAUGCAUUAAGUGGGAUUUAUUUUAUUUGGGUUAUUUUAUUGUUUCUUGCAUUAGGAGUUAAUAGAUUUUUUGAUAAUUAUUGGAGAAGAUUUUAUUUCUUUUUAAUAGUGAUUGCAGUAAUUGAUUUUAUAGCAGAUUAUUCAGUAGAUUGGAUUAUGAUAUAUUAUAAAUCAACUCCAAAUGAUAAUGGAUUCUAAUUAUUACGUUUAUUCUUCUCAUUAAGAAGUCUAAGAAUAAUAUUAAUAUUUUAAGGGUUUAUCAAUUUAUAGAGAUUAAUAAAUGUAAUCCUAUUUGCUUUGCCAUAUUUGGGCAAGAUCUUUUCUAUUUUGAUAAUUACAAUGUUAGUAUUUGCUCUAUUUGGUUGUUAAUUAUUUGGUACAAUAGAUGCAGGAUAAGUUUUAGAUGACUAACUUAAUUUUAUGACAGCUGGUAGUGCAAUGAUGACACUAUUCAAAUGUGCUUCAGGAGAUGAUUGGAGAACUAUUAUGACAGAUACAAUGCAUUAUAAUCCUUUAUGUUGGGAAGAUCCUAAAUAUUGUGGAUCAUUUGCAAGUUAAAUAUACUUUUUCUUAUUCAUGUUCUUUUCAACUUAUGUUCUUCUAACACUCUUUUUAUUAAGUUUGGUAGAAUAAUUUGAAUCUUUUUUCCAAUUAUAAGACUCCCCAAUUUAAUCAUAUGUAGAAAAUAUUGAUAAAAUCAAAACAGUUUGGUGCAAAUACUCUUCUGAAACUAAAGGACAAAUGAUGCAUUAUAAAUUUUUAUGCAAAUUUCUCUUAGAUAUUGGUAAACCUUUAGGAGGAGGUGAAGAAGAGAAUCUUUGGGAUGUUGCUAAAAUUGCCUCCUCAUUUAAAUUAAAAUGGUAAUUAAUUUACAUCUAUUUUUAGUGAUCAUUAUGGUUACAUUCAAUAUAACCAAUUGAUUUAUGAGUUGUUUAGGGUGAAAUUCCAUUCAGAAGUUUUUAAGGAGGGUACUCCUGAUUCUAUCAAAUAAAUUAAAUAAUUUAGUAAAGAAAUGCAACUGCGCUUAAUUUAUUACAGAAAAAACAGGCAUAUUGAAAGAUCGAAUAUUAGUUCAGCACUUUCAUUAAAGGCCAACUUUAAUAUUCUUCAUGAUUAUCUUACUGUUUUGAUUCUCUUUAAAACUUGGGAAUCUUACAGUAAGAUCCUCAUUAAAAAGCUAGCUAUUAAAUAGAACUAAUUCUCUGAUGAUGCUAUAUCUAUGGAUAGUGAACUAUAAUAGAAGUAAGCAUUCCACAUUAUUAUUUAAUUAGUAAUAAGAAAAAUGUAAAUCAUUUUAUGGAACCAGAUUUGAUUGAAGCCUCAUGUGAAGAAGCAACUAUCAAUAGUAAUUUAGAAAAUAAAAAACAUCAUCAUACUAACGAAAGUUAAAAUUAUUCUAAUAUUGAAUUGCCAAUCUAUAAAAGUGCUUCACCCUUCUCUAUUUAAGAAGAAGAUGUAAAAAUUAUCUUUUCUGCUGCAGGUGAAAAGUAACCUAUAAUAUGA
Messenger RNA from Paramecium pentaurelia, 6319 nucleotides. The record is from the annotation of a GenBank genome assembly. NCBI's taxonomy places the organism in Eukaryota, Ciliophora, Oligohymenophorea, Peniculida, Parameciidae.